CGCUCUGAGGCAUUCAGGAAGAAAGGCAGCGUUUGAAAGCAUCAUCCUCGGCCAGAGAGCUUUGAUGUAGGUAGAGUUUGGUCAUUUUUCCUAACAGCUGCUGCCAUCAAACAGACUAGAGAUGCCAUCCAUCGGCCUUUCCUUCUUUAUACUGGGUUUGGUUGUUGCUUCUGCCACAGCAGAUGAGGCGACAGCAUCCAACACGACUACCAGCGCUCUAGAUGUACCUGCUAACCCAAUCUCUGUUAAUGACAGUAGCCCAAUUACUGUAGCGGCCACCAACGAUAGCGAUAUCAAUAGGACCAGCAGUAAUCCCAGUGUCUCCAAUGACACCAGUAGUGUGAACGUCACCAACACCGACAACACCAACAACACAGACAGCACCAACAGCACCGACGCACCCUCAACCACGAAAGGUAAUGACACUUCUAAUGUUGACCAAGUCUCCCAGAGUACAACGCCCACAGCUAAGCCUGAAUCACCUGGUCCCCCUGAAAUCACACCAACUCCCACCACGAUGACAGAUAAGGAAAAAACCACCCCUACUCCGUCAAGUAAAGCCUCAGGCGACAAAACUGGCAUUAUUAUCCUCAUUGUGAUCAUCCUCGUAGCUUUUGUAGUUGGACUUGUCUGCUUCUUCGCGAAGAAGAGAGGAAGGCGCUACUCUGUAGACUUCACUUCCAGACCGGAUGAAGCCAACAUCCCUCUCAGCACCAUUGAUCCCGAGGUGCCUGCUGAUGCUGCACCUCAGAACGGUCUGCAAACCUUUGCAAGUACAGAAACAGAAACUGCUGCAGAGGAGGGAAAAGAGCCAGAAGAACCAGCAGAAAAACCUGAGGUGAAGGACGAGCCGAAAGCUGAGGCUGAUAAAGCUGCCAUUGAUCCCAGCACUGAGUCUGCAGCUCUGCCGCUGCCCCCCGACAGCUCUGACGACAAACCCAAAGAGGACGUCGCUGAGGAGAGUCUUCCUCCUCCUCCGGCUCCUGCACCCGUGGAGCCGACCGUGGAGGAGAAAACUGAUGACGAAGGCGCCAUCUCCAACAAGACCUCAGUGGAGUCGCUGAAGGAGACAAACGAGAACAACAGCAACAACUCUGACUUCAGCCAACAGGGAGAUACCAAGUCAGACAACAUCUUCUGGGACAUUCCUCUCAACAGUCCACUGUGAGACACGCUGCCUCUCUGCCCCCGUGCUGUUCUUCAGGAACUCGGUUGAAGAGUGACCGCAGUGGAAAAAGGACACUUCUGUUCAUUGCGUGUCGCCUCCCCGCAUCAGAAAACAACAUUUGUUGCAACACUGCAGGUUUUUCAAAGUUUCAAAAGCUUAUUAGGUAUUUUACUGAUGACUGAAUCCAUUUGCUUAACAAAUGGUCACAAUUUUGUGAAUUUCAAGACUAAAUGUUAAUAUUUUUGGUUCAACUGUAGCACUUCCUUCUAAGCAUUUAUAAGCGGUAUAUAAAAUCAUGGUAAAUGGUUUCUGACAAGCUGUAAUGUAGUGUUGAUCGUUUAUUUGUCAACAGCUGUAUGUCAUCCUGUGGAAACUGGUGUAUAAACUGAAAAUGAAUAACAAUACAUGAAAAAGAGUUGUAAUAUUAUAGAAUACGUCUUCAUAGUUAAAGUUUGAAUUGAUAACAACUUAUAUGAAACUGCUUAUAAUCCUUAUAGCUGCUUACAACUACAUUGCAGUUUGUUGCAAACCAUUUAAUUAAUGUGCUAUUCUGUUUAUAAAUGAAUAAAUAGGGAGACGUAAAGUGUAACAGAUGCAGUUAAAUAAUGUCUUAUUAAUGGUUACUGAAGAAUGUAAAUAUACAAAUGCUCUUAUAAUGCUGUGUAAGUCAAGGGUUCAUUUGCAAAAAAAACAAGUAUUUUCAUUUUGAUUUCUUUUCCUAAAUAAUGCUUUUGUUUUCAUUUUUGUUAUGUUAUGGAAAAACAAGCAUUAUACUUUGUAUAUUCACUGCCAACUCUCCGGCCCAAGAGAACCUCGAAUGCGGGUUCCGUACAUGGUUACCUAAAACUUCUCUUUACAUUAUAUACACUCAAAAAACUAUUUCCUAAAAAACAUUGCAUUUAUGUAUUUCAAUCGCAUUCACAAAUCAGAUCUGCUUAAAUUAAGUUAUUCAUUUAUGCAGUAUUAUACAUAAAAGUAAUGCAUUACAGAUGGAUUAUUUUUAUGUAAAGUAACAUUGUAUUAACUUCAUUAUUUAAGAUUAAGUUGUUUAAUUCAUUCACAUCAACUCAACACGAUGAUUUAUGUUGAACUAAUCUGAUUGAAACACAUGAAGUCAGUGUUUUAGGAGAUUUUCUUCUUUUUUUUUUUGUUUCUUUUUUGAAUUUUUGGUCACCUAACAGUAUUUUUGGUAUUUAAUUGUAAAAUAUGGUAAAACUAUAAAAUAAUAUAUGAAUUAACAACACAAUAUAGGGUUGUAAGAUUUGAAUCAGUGUUGAAGGGAAGAAAUAUUAUUGUUGUAAAUGCUGCAUUCUGCUUUUUAAUGCUGUUUAAAUUCAGAGGGUGUUUAAGUUUCCGUUAUGCUAGAAAAUUGCAAUGAUGUGAAUGUAAUUUGACUGUAUUCAUUAAAAAGGUAUUGUAGCUAUGUUUUUAAUAUUGAUUGUGGCUGAUACAUGUAGGUUGGGCCACAUUGUGUUUGUUCGUUGUUUGUAGCCCUGAUGAAGACCUGAAGGUUUUUUUUGUUUUUUUUUCAAUAACUGCUUUUUUAUUGUUUCAGCCACUAAAAUAAAGACUGAAAUUCCCUUA
This is a messenger RNA of Acanthopagrus latus (yellowfin seabream), 2752 nucleotides long. Its product is annotated as flocculation protein FLO11. The transcript is spliced from 10 exons. The coding region runs from base 122 to 1168 and encodes 348 amino acids. The record is from RefSeq and is a predicted model, not a curated record. NCBI's taxonomy places the organism in Eukaryota, Metazoa, Chordata, Actinopteri, Spariformes, Sparidae.